Molecule: messenger RNA, 492 nt
Organism: Penicillium paradoxum
Lineage: Eukaryota; Fungi; Ascomycota; Eurotiomycetes; Eurotiales; Aspergillaceae
Product: GFA family protein
Exons: 3
Coding region: 1-492 (163 amino acids)
Molecular function (GO): carbon-sulfur lyase activity
Source: RefSeq, a predicted model, not a curated record
AUGCCUAUGAAACUCGAAGGGAGUUGCCAAUGCGGCAGCGUUCAAUUUACCCUUCAGUCGCAAACACCGGUCCCCUACCAGCUUUGCGCAUGCAGUAUAUGCCGUAAAGCAGGCGGGUAUCUCGGUGCCGUGAACCUCGGCGGCAUUACCGACAGUCUGAAUAUCAUCAAGGGCAAAUAUUUGAUCAAGAAGUAUUCAGCCAUAAAAGACCGCGGAACAUCAGACGAACAGCUCUGCACCUCUGAACGGAACUAUUGUUCGAACUGCAGUACCAUGCUGUGGCUUUGGGACUACCACUGGCCUGAAUUGAUUCAUCCGUUUGCUUCCGCAAUUGAUACCGAGUUGCCAGUGCCGGAUGAGAUGGUGUGCAUUAUGGAGGGAUCGAAGCCGGCUUGGGCAAGAUGGCCGGAGGGCAAGAAGACUGUGCACCAGCUACAUGGUGGAGAUAGUCUCGAGGGAUGGCACAAGCGACAUGGACUCUUUGUCGAGUAG